Malus domestica (apple) is the source of this 1756-nucleotide messenger RNA. Its product is annotated as growth-regulating factor 1-like. Gene Ontology annotation, cellular component: nucleus. Lineage: Eukaryota; Viridiplantae; Streptophyta; Magnoliopsida; Rosales; Rosaceae. Gene Ontology annotation, biological process: regulation of DNA-templated transcription; DNA-templated transcription; developmental process. Gene Ontology annotation, molecular function: ATP binding. The record is from RefSeq and is a predicted model, not a curated record.
AAAGUCUUCACAAUUGAUUUGUUUAUAUAUUCACUUGGCUUUAUGGAUUUCUGUAGAGUUGUCAGAGACAAGAGCUGACACAGAGGCAGCAGCUUAGCUGAAGAGUCAGAAGCAACAGAGGUGCAGUCAUAAAAUUUGCAGAGUUAGAGAGAGAGUUUGGAGAGAGAGGUGGCAAGUGGCAAUGGCAAUGGCAUGCAGCAGAGGCAGCGGCAGCACUGUAAUCAGAACCAUUAGUUUUAUCCAUGUACAGAAAAUUCUGCAGCUCUAUGGUCCCUGAAAAUAAAUAUACCUAUCACCUACUCUACUCUCUCUCUUUCUCUCUCUCUCUCUAACCCUUCUCUCUUUUGUUUCCGCACUCUAAAAUCGGAAACAAACCAGUCUCUGGUUUCAUCUUUUCUUUCUCUCUUCGUCUUUGGUUUCUUUGAAAAACCAAGCUCCUUUUGAUUUGGGAAAUAAUUAAAAAAAAUAUGAAUAGCACUGGAAGAAACAGCCGGUUUCCUUUCACUCCAACUCAGUGGCAAGAGCUUGAGCACCAAGCUCUUAUCUACAAGUACAUGGUUUCUGGAAUCUCCAUCCCUCCUGAUCUCCUCUUCUCCCUCAAAAGAAGCACCUACAACUUGGACUCCCCUCUCCCUCCAAAGCUCUUCUCUCACCACCCUCCUCACAUUGGAUGGAACUGUUUCCAGAUGGGAUUAGGGAGAAAAAUAGACCCAGAGCCAGGAAGGUGCAGAAGAACAGACGGGAAAAAAUGGAGGUGCUCAAAAGAGGCGUUUCCGGAUUCGAAAUACUGCGAGAAGCACAUGCACAGAGGGAAAAACCGUUCAAGAAAGCCUGUGGAAGUUCUGAAAACAUCUCAAAUUUCAACAACAAACUCAUCAGACACUUCAACAAUUACCACCAGAAUCAACACUUCUUCUGCUUCUCCAAGUCCUGCAGCUUUUCAUUCCCUUUCAUCAUCACUCUCUUCUCUCUCCUCUGAUUCCCACGCUUACCCUUUCCUCUAUCAUCAUAACUCACCUUCUCCAAGGCCUACUGGAAUCGGAUUCCCACAUCAAGAGAGAAGCACUACUUCCUUGUUUUUGGACUCUGGUUCUUAUCCCCAACCCAGCUCAGAUUACAGGUAUGCUUAUGGGAUGAAAGAGGAGGUGGAUGAACAUGCAUUCUUCUCAGAGCCUUCAGGCACAGUGAGAGGCUUCUCUGGCUCUUCAUCCAUGGACGAUUCCUGGCAGUUCACACCGCUCACAAUUAGUACUUCUUCGUCUUCGAAACAGAGAAGCUGCUCUGCUUUUCAAAGUGAUCAGCAGCUUCAGAGCAUCAAACAUCAAAAGCAAGAUCAUCAUCAGCAGCAGCAGCAUUACUAUGCUUUGGACAGAAACGAAGGAUCCCAGAAGACCAUUCAUCGAUUCUUCGACGAAUGGCCCCCGAAAGAUAAAGAUUCAUGGCUCGAUUUGGAUGAUAAAUCAUCAAACAGCGGAUCGGUUUCUACAACCAGGCUCUCAAUCUCCAUCCCUACUUCUGCUCAUGACUUCCCCAUCUUCACCUCAAGACAUCAUAAUAAUGACUGAGUUUUCCAGUACUGGUUUUCUGAACCAAAGGCCAAAAAUGUACUUGGUGUCACUAUUUUAUUUUAUUUUUUAUAUUUUAUUUAAUCAUGUCUGAAUGUGGUUGAAUCAGAUAAUUGUGUUUUAAAUGAAGGAUCCUAAGUGUCUCUCUGGCAAACUUGUGUUUUAAAUGGGUCUGCCAAAUAUCUGGUUUC